GAAGCCAGAACGCAGCUACUCCAGCGGGCUUUAUUUCAUGGGGAUGUGUUCAAGGCAGGAGCGAAUACAAAAAGACGUCGACAUCGUUAUUCAGAGGUGCAAGGCCGAGAAAGACUGCCUGUUUUCUGAUUUCAGAUACACCGAUGCCACAUUCACUUUCACAUACUGUAAAGGAUCCAAAAGGGUUUCUUACUCUGUGCAUGUCUCAGAUGAUUAUCCAGACAACACGUAUGUUUCCAGCUCUGACAACGAUGACGAGGUUUUAAUCACCACAGACCCCAUCCCUGUUAUCUUCCAUCGGAUCGCAACAGAGAUCAGGCUAAACAACGAUGCCACCAGCUGCCUGUCCAUCAAGUCCAAACUUCAGCUCGACAAAAACCAGUGCCAUUAUGCCAUAGAGGAAGACUCCGAGGGGGACAAUGACUCUGAGGAGUUCUACUAUGGAGGUCAGGUGAACUACGAUGGCGAGCUGCACAAACAUCCCCAGUUGGAGGCAGACUUGUUUGCAGUGAAGGACUUGUACGGACCCCAUGCAGUAUCUCUCAGGGAAUAUGGUGCAAUUGAUGAUGUGGACAUUGAUCUGCACAUUGAUGUCAGUUUUUUAGACGAAGAAAUCGCUCUAGCAUGGGAUGUGAUCAGACAGGAGCCUGUUAUCGUGCGACUUCACUGCUCACUGACGCAGUAUCUGAAUGGAACAGUCCCAACAGUUGAUGUUUUCCAGGUGUCGACAAAAGACAGGUUUGGACUGGGACAUCAGCUGAAAAAGAUCAUGCAAACAUUUGUCACCCAGCAGUGGAAGCGACAAAGUAAAGACAAGCUCAACUGCCCACAUGGCAAAAAGCAGAGCGACAAGAAGGUCAAAUCUCCUCUGCACAUCUUCUCAACUCUACGCAGAUCUCCCAGCUAUCCUCCUCCUGGCUGUGUUAAAAGCAAAAAGAAGCUCAAGGCUGAGCAGGAUGGGGUGUCCAAAUCCCAUCGCCUUCUCCGAAGGACCUGUUCUAGUACCGUGAAACAAACAGAGAUGGAUGGCUGCAGCUCUGCCCCCAGCAAGCCGGGCCACAAGUUCCUGGGCCACGCUUUAUCCAGUGAUCAACGAGUGGAACCUACUAGCAUGAUGUCCCUCAAAACCCAUCGCCUCCUUGGACGCCCCUGUUCGACAGGUCUCAAACCUGAAGACUGCUCCUUGGCACUCAAGCGUGCCCAUAAGCUCUUUCCUCGUUCUUGCUCAAGUGACCCUCACUGUGAUCACCCUGGCAGGGGUGUUAGUGUUGGUGGAAUAAGUGGGGGCAUUAGCACAAGUCUCGGAAUUGGGGCGGGUGGGCUGAAGACCCAGCAGUUGUUGAGCAGGUCAUGCUCUGGUUCCAUUAGAACUGAGGAGAUGGAUGGGCUGAAACACCACCACCGACUACUUAGCAGGUCUUACUCCAGUGGCAAUAAGAUGGGCAAAACAGAUAUGUUCAAGGAUCCAGCACCUGAAGUUAGGCGGCUCUCUCUUACUUCAGGCAUUAUUGGUAUCUUGACUCCAUCUCUCACCACACCACGAGAGCCAAAUAAUGGUGCCAAAUCUGUUCCAGUCAGAGAUAAAGGCUUUCUUGUUCAGAUAAUGGAGUAUGCGGAGCAGAGGAUCCCUGUGCUAAACGAGUUCUGUGUAGUUUGUGAUGAGCCUCACGUGUUCCACAAUGGGCCUAUGCUCAGGCCCACCGUGUGUGAGCGGGAGCUGUGUGUGUUCGCCUUCCAAACCCUGGGGGUGAUGAACGAAGCAGCAGAUGAAAUUGCCACUGGAGCACAGGUGGUGGAUUUACUGGUGUCCAUGUGUAGAUCGGCGCUGGAGUCCCCGAGGAAAGUUGUUAUUUUUGAGCCAUAUCCCUCUGUUGUGGACCCUAAUGAUCCCCAGAUGCUGGCCUUCAACCCGAGGAAAAAGGACUAUGACCGUGUGAUGAGAGCCCUUGACAGCCUUACAUCCAUCAGAGAGAUGACCCAGGCACCUUAUUUAGAAGUAAAGAAGCAGAUGGACAAGCAUGACCCACUGGCUCACCCUUUGCUGCAAUGGGUUAUAUCCAGUAACAGGUCACACAUUGUAAAACUUCCAGUACCCAGACAACUGAAGUUCAUGCACACGCCACACCAGUUCCUCCUGCUUAGCAGUCCACCUGCCAAAGAGUCCAACUUCAGAGCUGCAAAAACACUUUUUGGGAGCACCUUUGCUUUCCAUGGUUCUCAUAUAGAGAACUGGCACUCAAUUCUGAGGAACGGACUUGUUGUGGCCUCAAACACCAGGCUUCAGCUGCACGGUGCCAUCUAUGGAAAUGGAAUUUAUCUUAGCCCUCUGUCAAGCAUAUCCUUCGGCUACUCAGGGAUGAGCAAAAAGCAGCAGAAAGCUACUGCAAAGGACGAAACAGCAACGAACAGCAAGAACAACCUACAUGUGCAGUCACAAAAGAAAGGUCAACAACCUCAGUUCUUGCAAAGCCGCAAUUUGAAGUGCAUAGCCUUAUGUGAAGUGAUCACUUCUCCAGAUCUGCACAAGCAUGGAGAUAUCUGGGUUGUUCCGAACACAGACCAUGUCUGUACAAGAUUUUUCUUCGUCUAUGAAGAUGGACAGGUGGGAGAUACAAGUAUCAACACACAAGAGCCGGGCAUCCAUCGAGAGAUCCUCCGAGUCAUUGGCAACCAGACGGCAACAGGAUGAGCGUAUUGUCACGCAUGCUGCCGUCUUCUCCAGCUUGUUGCCCUGUAACCCCUGGAGAAUACUGGAGUUAUGAGCAGAUGAUGAUCCUGAGGUGUUCCAAUGAGCGAGGAAAGAGAAGGGAACUUGCAGAGGGUCCGAAUCUUAAAAUACUUACUGUGUUUAAAGUCCUUUUAUGGAACCAGUUCUAUUUACAACAUAGGAUACAAAAGCUAUUAGUAAGAAACUUUUUUUUUUAGAUUUAUAUGUAAUACGGAAAUUUCUCACUUUCUGAAGAAAGUGUCAAGCAUCAGAUGAACUGAUGGCCAACCUUGCUUUUUUUUUAGAGGAUAUUUAAAAUGGUAGAGCCUUUGUGAAUAUUUUGAGACUUCCACUUACAGUCAAGGGGCCUUUUCAGGAAAUAAAAAAAAAAUGUACCACUUGAUCUUGUUUACUAAGAAUUGUACCUUUUUACAAUGUACUUAAUGUAUAUUUGAAAGUGUUCAUAUGCACUUAUAUUUUUUAAUGUUAUAUAUUUGCUCAAACUGUUCAUGGUCUAUAUUUUUUUUCCCCUAAAAAGAAAAAACCCAGUCAAUAGUAAGAAAAAGAAUUAUCACGUGACACAUGAGUGGGAUCAGGAUAUUGAUUGAUGACAUUGUAAUUGUAAGAUGAUGUAGAAUAGUGCAGGACAUUCUGAACUCACCUGUCUGAGCAGGCCUGCUGGUGGUUUUACCUGGGGACACCUGUCUGAGCAGACCUGCAGGUGGUUUCACACUUUUCUUAACUCACCUGGGGACACCUGUAUGAGCAGGCCUGCAGGUGGUUUUACACUGUAUUCUGAACUCACUUGGGGACACCUCUAUGAGCAGGCCUGCAGGUGGUUUUAUACUGCUGUCCAUAAGCCAACAAUGCUCCACACCGUGUUAGAACCUGCAGGCAAGGGAGCGUUGUGUUUCAGUUUGAGAUUUGACAAAUGGGUGGCUGUAAAGUUCGCUCCUCUUCAUCAUAAGCAUUUGAAAUAAUUCCUUUGAUUUUGGGUAUGUUUGUUUUAAUAUGGUGUUUGCGGCUUGUUCUUUGUUGCUGUGCUGUCUUUAGGAGCGGUCAGAGAAGUGUGCGCCUCGUGUAGCUCGCCGUCUUAUGAAUAUUUCUUGGGGAUGUACUGAUAGCACAGUCUGUUUUUAGCCAUCGGAGAAAUGACACUUUACCCAAAAGUUAAGGACGUUUCUCAUCUGGAAUACUAAUUAUAAAAAAGGGAUAUCUGAAUUGUACUGGGAAAUGGUCAAAGGGAUAAAUCUUUUAUCAGAUCUGUUACCCGAGUCAUCUGUUUUUACCCCACAGUGUAGUUAAAAGACAUGAAACUCACUCGACCACCUGUCUGUCUGUCAGAUAUUGGUUCACAAUUUUAAAAACAUGUUUAUUAUUGUUUUUUACUUUCCCUGCCAGUUCAGCUCACGUCGUUCCAACAGAACAAAGGCUUGACAAUAAAAUGGCAGAUCUAUUAAUUAAUGCUAGCAGGUGUCAGAAGGCACGGACCACUUAAAGCAGAUUAAGAACAGUGGUAUUUUUUUUAAUCAUUCAAAAGCUGUUAAGUACAGAUAUAGGGCAUAGCUACAUACUUAAGUUUUAAAAAAUUCCUCCUUGUCAAUAAAAAGAAAGUUGAUAUGUUAAGAAAAGAUAGUCUUGCACCAUUGUUAUUGUUACUGCAUAAUUAUUAUUACGGUAGGAAUAACAGAUGGGUUCAAGGUGGAGGUGGGAUACAUCAAGGAUCGGCUCAGCCCUUUCUUGUUUGCAAUGGUGAUGGACAAGUUGACGGACGAGAUCAGGCAGGAGUCUCAAUGGACUAUGAUGUUUGCGGAUGACAUUGUGAUCUAUUGUGAGAGUAGGGUGCAGGUUGAGGAGAGCCUGGAAAGGUGGAGUUAUGCACUGGAGAGAAGAGGAAUGAAAGUCAGUAGGAGCAAGACAGAAUACCUAUGCGUGAAUGAGAGGGAGGACAGUGGAAUGGUGAGGAUGCAAGGAGAGGUGACAAAGGCGUAUGAGUUUAAAUACUUGGGGUCAACUGUCCAAAGUAACAGGAGGUGAAGAAGAGAGUGAAGGUAGGGUGGAGUGGGCGGAGAACAGUGUCAGGAGUGAUUUGUGACAGAAGGGUACCAGCAAGAGUUAAAGGGCAGGUUUACAAGAUGGUUGUGAGACCAGCUAUGUUGUAUGGUCUGGAGACAGUGGCACUAACAAAAAGACAGGGGGUGGAGCUGGAGAUGCUAAUAUUUUCAUUGGGAGUGAUGAAGGACAGGAUUAAGAACGAGUUUAUAAGAGGGACAGCUCAGGUUGGACAGUUUGGAGACAAAGCAAGAGAGGCAGGAUUGAGAUGGUUUGGACAUGUGUGGAGGAGAGAUGCUGGGUAUAUUGGGAGAGGGAUGCUGAUUAUGGAGCUGACAGGGAAGAGGAAAAGAGGAAGGCCUAAGAGGUUUAUGGAUGUGGUGAGGGAGGACAUGCAGGUGGCUGGUGUGACAGGAAGAUGCAGAGGACAGGAAGAGAUCGAAACGGAUGAUCCGCUGUGGCGACCCUUAACAGGAGCAGCCAAAAGUAGUAGUAGUAGUUUUGCACCAUUGUUAUUCCAGUGCAUAUUCCAACAAAGGUGUUUGUGAAUAAGACCCCACUGGUCCACAUCACUUUAAGAACUGACUUCCUGACGAUGACAAAGUUCACUUUGUUUAAAUUUUCAACCUCAAUAUUCAAGUUUCAGCCCCUACAAUAUUCAGGCAAAUGAAGAGGAUGGGGCAGUAAUUUUUUCCCAGUGAUGGGACAUCAGAACACACAAUGGUCAGCAGUAUGUUUUCUUCAGUUCACUUUUAAAGUGUUAUUUUGACUUGCCGGAUAUAAUCUGAAUCUUAGUUUAUAUUCUGCACAACUAUCAUGAAAAAUAUGCUGAUUAGCAUUUGGUGCCUUAUAGAAAUUGGAAAAUGGUGAAAAUAUGACUAUGUGUAUUGUACAUGAUGUAAAUAUUGCUACAACAAGGAGGCCAAAUAUUUUCCUUAUUAAGGUUUUACAGCUUUUUCCUUAUUUUGCAAGUGAUUUGGGUCUUUUGGGCAUUUUAAAAUUUCUGAAAAUAGUACAUUAUGUAAUUGUUUAUGUUCAUUAAAUUCAAACAACUUAA
This is a messenger RNA of Lampris incognitus (smalleye Pacific opah), 5816 nucleotides long. It is a transcript of the gene parp8, whose product is annotated as poly (ADP-ribose) polymerase family, member 8. Gene Ontology annotation, biological process: endoplasmic reticulum unfolded protein response. The coding region runs from base 38 to 2689 and encodes 883 amino acids. Gene Ontology annotation, cellular component: membrane; endoplasmic reticulum tubular network; nuclear envelope. The record is from RefSeq and is a predicted model, not a curated record. NCBI's taxonomy places the organism in Eukaryota, Metazoa, Chordata, Actinopteri, Lampriformes, Lampridae. Gene Ontology annotation, molecular function: protein serine/threonine kinase activator activity; NAD+ poly-ADP-ribosyltransferase activity; kinase binding. The transcript is spliced from 26 exons.